GGGCGCGCGCGUUUCCGCCCGUGACGGCACCGUUUUUCCCGCCGUGGCGGCGCCGCGCCGACGUGGACGUCUCAUCGGCUCCUCGCUCGCGUCACCCCCAACCCGAGCACGGCACCGGCGGCCACUAUAAAGGCCGCGCCCGUGCCCCGGUGCACCGCUUCAAACCGGCCGGAUAGAGAUCGAUCCCCGGAUACGGUACUGCACUCGAUACAGGUGGAAGGGAGGGGCGGAAGGGAUGGGGGCGGACCAGUUCCUGGGCACGGCGGAGGGCGGGCUCGGCGGGGAGGCGCUCUACUGCGCGGUCAUCCUGUGGCUGUCCGUAGUGUCGUGGAUCAUCUUCACCUGGGUCGGCGGGGAGGACGGCGGCGGGAGGCGCGGGAGGAGGCGCCGGGGCAGCCGCGGGAGCCCCGUCUUCGUGGGCGCCGCGGGGAUCUGCGACGGCACGGGGCCCGGCUGCAGCGGCGGCUACGGCAUCUGCGGAACCUGCCUCGACUAGCCCUUUCGUUCGCCUCUUCUAUAGCAAGUUCGUGCGAGCGUCGGCGCGACGAGCAAGCGUGUACAUGCCGCCACCGACCGACGCCGAAGCGGGUGUGUUGUGUAGUGGCGUCGAUCGAUUUGGCGUGGCUCCGGAUGAGAGAAGGGAGGGCUCCCCUUUGUGAAGGCAAUUAGAGGGAGACCGACGACCGGUCUGUUUCGAUCUUGCUUCGGUUGCAGAAGCCGAGUUCUUAGCUUCUUUCUUUUUCUUUUUCUUUUUCUUUUCUUUUUGCGUUCCUCAAUCUGCUUGAUCUUCUGUAAAUAUCUCCAAGUUCCGUUUCUCUCCAGUUUAAUUAAGACGGAAAGGUACCAAUUAAUCAGA
Molecule: messenger RNA, 856 nt
Organism: Panicum hallii
Lineage: Eukaryota; Viridiplantae; Streptophyta; Magnoliopsida; Poales; Poaceae
Exons: 1
Coding region: 236-496 (86 amino acids)
Source: RefSeq, a predicted model, not a curated record